AUGGCAGCCAAUGGAAUACCAGCAGCAGUUCUCUUUCAGCCAUCAGUUCCCGUAUUUACUGGAAAGGAGUAUGGAAGAUGGAGUCUUCGGAUAAAGACUGUGUUCAAGUCCCAGGAGCUUUGGGACCUUGUGAAGAAGGGGCUGGCUGAGACAAAGGAGGAAGCUCAGACCGCACAUGAGGCUUGGGAGGUGCUAAAGAAACAAUAUCAUGGCACGAGUAAAGCACUGGAGGUAAGGCUGCAAGCUCUCAGGCAAGGGUUUGAGACGUUACAGAUGGAGGAUCAUGAGAGUAUUCAAGAAUAUUUCUCCAGGGUGGUGACUACGGUGAAUCAAAUCAAGGGACUUGGUCAUAAACUCAGUGAAGCAGAGGUGGUGUCCAAAGUGCUGAGGAGCUUAGUACCGAAGUUUGACUUUGUCGUUGUUGCAAUUAAAGAAUCAAAAGAACUUGCGAGUUUGUCACUUUAUGAGCUCAGAGGAUCUCUGCAAGCUCAUGAAGUGAGGGUAAAUCGAGCACUGGGCAAGAGUGAUGAGAAGGUUCUUCUCGCAAAGGGUGAAACAUCAAGCUCUACCUCUGGGAAAGGAGUUGGUCUUAGAAGCCCUUGGGGUGAUGGAAGAGGCCGAGGAAGGCAGUUCAACCGAGGGAGAGGCCGAGGAAGAGAUGGCCGGGGAAGGAGUCUGGAGAACAAGAGUCAGGUAUAG
Messenger RNA from Dioscorea cayenensis subsp. rotundata (Guinea yam), 699 nucleotides. RefSeq lists its product as uncharacterized. Bases 1 to 699 code for a protein of 232 amino acids. The transcript is spliced from 2 exons. The record is from RefSeq and is a predicted model, not a curated record. Lineage: Eukaryota; Viridiplantae; Streptophyta; Magnoliopsida; Dioscoreales; Dioscoreaceae.